AAUCCGGGUCCCUAAGGCUGGAGACCGGGUCCACAAAGACGAGUGCGCCUUCUCUUUCGACACACCGGAAUCUGAGGGUGGCCUCUACAUCUGCAUGAACACAUUCCUGGGCUUCGGGAAGCAGUAUGUGGAGAGACAUUUUAACAAGACGGGCCAGCGAGUCUACUUGCACCUCCGGCGGACCCGGCGCUUGAAAGAGGAGGAUGCUACCUCAGGCACUGGAGACCCUCCACGAAAGAAGCCCACCCGUCUGGCUAUUGGUGUCGAAGGCGGGUUUGACCUUAGCGAUGAGAAGUUUGAAUACGAUGAGGACGUAAAGAUUGUCAUUUUGCCGGAUUACCUGGAGAUUGCGCGAGAUGGGUUGGGGGGACUGCCUGACUUUGUCAGAGAUCGGGUGACCAGUGCGGUGGAGGCACUACUGUCGGCCGACUCAGCCUCCCGCAAGCAGGAAGUGCAGGCCUGGGAUGGGGAAGUACGGCAGGUGUCUAAGCAUGCCUUCAACCUCAAGCAGCUGGACAACCCUGCUCGAAUCCCUCCCUGUGGCUGGAAGUGCUCCAAGUGUGACAUGAGAGAGAACCUAUGGCUCAACCUGACAGAUGGCUCCAUCCUCUGUGGCCGACGCUACUUCGAUGGCAGUGGGGGCAACAACCAUGCUGUGGAGCACUUCAGGGAGACAGGCUACCCGUUAGCUGUCAAACUGGGCACCAUCACACCUGACGGAGCUGAUGUGUACUCAUAUGAUGAAGAUGACAUGGUCCUGGACCCCAACCUGGCUGAGCACCUGUCCCACUUUGGCAUCGACAUGCUGAAGAUGCAAAAGACGGACAAGACGAUGACCGAGUUGGAGAUUGAUAUGAACCAGCAGAUUGGCGAAUGGGAGCUGAUCCAGGAGUCGAGUGUGCCACUGAAGCCCCUGUUCGGGCCCGGCUACACAGGCAUCCGAAACUUGGGUAACAGCUGCUACCUCAACUCGGUGGUCCAGGUGCUCUUCAGCAUCCCCGACUUCCAGAGGAAGUAUGUGGAAAAGCUGGAGAAGAUCUUCCAGAACGCCCCGGCAGACCCGACCCAGGACUUCAGCACCCAGGUGGCCAAGCUGGGCCAUGGCCUUCUCUCCGGAGAGUAUUCCAAGCCAGCACCGGAGUCAGGCGAUGGGGAGCAGGUGUCAGAACCAAAGGAAGUUCAGGAUGGCAUUGCCCCUCGGAUGUUCAAGGCCCUCGUUGGCAAGGGUCACCCUGAGUUCUCUACCAACCGGCAGCAGGAUGCCCAAGAGUUCUUCCUUCACCUCAUCAACAUGGUAGAAAGGAAUUGCCGGAGUUCUGAAAAUCCUAAUGAAGUGUUCCGCUUCCUGGUGGAAGAAAAGAUCAAGUGCCUGGCUACAGAGAAGGUGAAGUAUACCCAGCGAGUGGACUACAUCAUGCAGCUCCCUGUGCCCAUGGACGCAGCCCUGAACAAAGAGGAGCUUCUAGAGUACGAGGAGAAGAAGCGGCAAGCCGAAGAGGAGAAGCUGCCACUGCCAGAGCUGGUCCGGGCCCAGGUGCCCUUCAGCUCCUGCCUGGAGGCUUACGGGGCCCCCGAGCAGGUGGAUGACUUCUGGAGCACCGCUCUGCAGGCCAAGUCAGUAGCUGUCAAGACCACACGAUUUGCCUCAUUCCCUGACUACCUGGUCAUCCAGAUCAAGAAGUUCACCUUCGGCUUAGACUGGGUGCCCAAGAAACUGGAUGUGUCCAUUGAGAUGCCGGAGGAGCUGGACAUCUCCCAGCUGAGGGGUACAGGGCUGCAGCCUGGAGAGGAGGAGCUGCCUGACAUUGCCCCACCCCUGGUCACUCCGGAUGAGCCCAAAGCCCCCAUGCUGGAUGAGUCGGUCAUCAUCCAGCUGGUGGAGAUGGGCUUCCCCAUGGAUGCCUGCCGCAAAGCCGUCUACUACACGGGCAACAGCGGGGCCGAAGCCGCCAUGAACUGGGUCAUGUCGCACAUGGAUGAUCCAGAUUUUGCGAACCCCCUCAUCCUGCCUGGCUCCAGCGGGCCUGGCUCCACAAGUGCAGCUGCAGACCCCCCACCAGAGGACUGCGUGACCACCAUUGUCUCCAUGGGCUUCUCCCGGGACCAGGCCCUCAAAGCUCUGCGGGCCACGAACAAUAGUUUAGAACGGGCUGUGGACUGGAUCUUCAGUCACAUUGACGACCUAGACGCAGAAGCUGCCAUGGACAUCUCGGAGGGUCGCUCAGCUGCCGACUCCAUCUCUGAGUCUGUGCCAGUGGGACCUAAAGUCCGGGAUGGCUCUGGAAAGUAUCAGCUCUUUGCCUUCAUUAGUCACAUGGGCACCUCCACCAUGUGUGGUCACUAUGUCUGCCACAUCAAGAAGGAAGGCAGAUGGGUGAUCUACAAUGACCAGAAAGUGUGUGCCUCUGAGAAGCCGCCCAAGGACCUGGGCUACAUCUACUUCUACCAGAGAGUGGCCAGUUAAGAGCCUGCCCCGACCCCUUACCACGGAGGGCAGGGGAUAGACCACCUGGCAUGAGGGAGAGGGGCUGGGGGAUGGACUGAGCCCGCCUGCUCUGUACCCUUUUUCUUUCUGCCCCUCCCUCCCCCACAGCAGGGAAGAAGCUAGAGGCCCUAGGAGAAUGGCCAAGCAAAGUGGAGAGGCGCUCAAGAGACUUUGGGAUUAGAGCAGGAAGGGGACGGGAGGGUGGCCGCCUGUCUGUGAGGAGACUAUGUUGCUUCCCCUCCCCCUGAACCCCUGUUCCUCUGCUUCUCUAAUCCCCCCAGCUCCUGGUGUGGAGGGGGCUUGUUUGUGUGUGUGUGUGGGUGUCGCUUUGUGCAGCCUCUUCCACAGGACGGGGUGUUUCUGCUCCCCUCCCCCUUUGUUUGUUCCCUGUGUGGUCAAGCCAGGAGGGAUAUGAGGGAAAUGGGGACCCCCUCACCCUCCUGCCUCAGUCUUUCCCCCACCCUGUCUCUUUCCUGUUCUUCUCUGGAAAAUGCCAAAAUACACGAUGUGAAUAAAAGUACA
Molecule: messenger RNA, 3007 nt
Organism: Pteronotus mesoamericanus
Lineage: Eukaryota; Metazoa; Chordata; Mammalia; Chiroptera; Mormoopidae
Gene: USP5
Product: ubiquitin specific peptidase 5
Exons: 20
Coding region: 95-2464 (789 amino acids)
Biological process (GO): protein deubiquitination
Molecular function (GO): zinc ion binding; protein binding; cysteine-type deubiquitinase activity
Source: RefSeq, a predicted model, not a curated record